GAGUUACCUCCUUGCACGCCCGUUGCAAACCAUUCGACUUUCCUCGCAACCUUCGUGCCUUUCUGUCUUUACACUCGUUUCCAACAUGCGCUUCACUCUCCCCACCGUUCUCUUCGCUGGUGCCCUCUCCGUCAGCGCCGUUUCACUCCGAGCCAGGCAGAACUUUCCCACUUGCUCUGAAAGCUGUGUCGCCAACCCUUCUAACCUCUUCGGUUGCACCGCGACCGACGACACGUGCCUAUGCAACAGCCAGCAAUACGUCGCAGAAACUACUCAAUGCAUUGUUAAUGCCUGCGAUGCUGCCGAUGCUGCCAGCGCGGAAGCACUCUCUCGCCAGCUCUGUGCUGCUGUUGGUGUCACGCUGACCUCCACGCCGACGCCUUCGCCUUUUGGCUCCGCUUCCGGUGCCUCAUCUACCCCGACUGGGUCCUCUGGCUCUUCGACCUCUGCUCCCAGCUCCUCAGGCAGCUCUGGCUCUGCGCCUGCUCCUACUCAGUCCACUGGUGGUGCUAUGUCCAACGGCAUCAACGUUCUUGUCGGUGCUGCCGCUGCGGCUAUGGCGGUUGCCUUCACCCUCUGAGGCGUUUUGCACAGCGGACCCGCGGUCUUUAGACAGUCCAGCCUGUUUGCUUGUAGCAUGACAGCAGGGCUGCACCUUCGAACAGGGUACGAGCUUGGCAUAUUCUUUAUUCAUAUUGUAUAUAGUUCUUGAUACUACGGAUUUUGGACCUGUCACUGUCGAUAAUUGUCACCCCGCAAUGUAGCCUAGAUUCUUUUUUACGCUCAAACGGUGUCAUACUGCGCAUCCGGCUCUUACUUUUAGACUUCAAGGUUGGACGUUCAGCUUUCGUAUGUCCGAUAUUUUGGAUUGGGAGGGCCCCUGGCGCUGUGUCAUGUGUAUGGGGCCUCAACAAUUGC
Phanerochaete carnosa HHB-10118-sp is the source of this 918-nucleotide messenger RNA. RefSeq lists its product as uncharacterized. The coding region runs from base 86 to 580 and encodes 164 amino acids. The record is from RefSeq and is a predicted model, not a curated record. The transcript is spliced from 4 exons. Lineage: Eukaryota; Fungi; Basidiomycota; Agaricomycetes; Polyporales; Phanerochaetaceae.